Acanthosepion pharaonis is the source of this 720-nucleotide messenger RNA. Lineage: Eukaryota; Metazoa; Mollusca; Cephalopoda; Sepiida; Sepiidae. The record is from the annotation of a GenBank genome assembly.
AUGACAUUUCAUCCAUCUCAUCCUUUCAACUCCCUCUCUUUCCUUCACUCUCUUUCCUUCACUCUCUUUCUUUCACUGUGUGUCUGUGUGUGUCUUUCAUUUCCUUCUGAACGUUUUCCGUGUUGUUUUCUUCAAAUUUCUCCACACACCCCGUCCGCCGCCAUCGCACUUUCGGGUUCUUUCUUUUCCUCCCUCACUAUCAAAAUUCUAUCCCUACAUUUAUUUCCUACGUCUUGUCACUCUCGUCUCUCUUUCCUUGCAUAUAUUUUAUUUCCCAUCCUCUCUCUUUUCCAUGAUUUCAUCUUUUCCUCCUCUUCUUUUCCAUUGCCUUACAAUUCUCUUCUCCGUCUUCAGUCAUUCCUAUCUUUCUUCGUCACCCCUAGCGGUAGACGUCUUUCCCCGAACCUCUCUCUUCCUCCAGCUCUUACCCUAAACCCAUCUUAUCCACAUCCCGACCGCUCCCCAUUCAUCCCAGGGCCCCCAGACAUUCGAGUGUUGUUCUCCACCAUCAGUCGUGUACGGGACACGCGGGCCCGGGCAAAACGACGCCAUUAUGUCCGCCGACGCCGCCAACCAGGAACCCCACCCCAUCGACUCAACCACCGACCCACCACCAAAAAACACAGCCGGAGACCCCUACGCGCCGCCGCAUACCAUCACUACUGCCGCCAUCAGCACCCCCAACAGCAGCUUAAGAGACAAGUCUCGGGUCUUGUUUAA